Messenger RNA from Salvia hispanica, 623 nucleotides. Lineage: Eukaryota; Viridiplantae; Streptophyta; Magnoliopsida; Lamiales; Lamiaceae. The record is from RefSeq and is a predicted model, not a curated record.
UUAACAUCCUAUAGUAGUAGUUUAUAAAACGCAACCAAAAUCUCUAUCUGACUAUCUCCACUGCAAAUUUCAAAUACCUUCUUACAUUUUCAUGGAUAUCAUCAAGAAAAGCGUUGGAACUGAAGUUAUCACUGUGGAUAUUCAGGCAACCAAAGAUUUGCUCACUCUUGGCCACCGCUAUCUCGAUGUUAGGACUGAAGAAGAAUUCAAGAAAGGUCAUCUGGAGAAUGCUUUGAACAUUCCAUAUAUGUUUUCUACUCCAGGAGGCAGGGUAAAAAAUCCCAAGUUCCUGGAACAGGUUAUGGCAAUUUUGGGAAAGGAAGACAAUCUUGUUGUGGGUUGCCAAAGUGGGGUUAGGUCUGUGUAUGCAACUACAGAUCUUCUUGAUGCAGAAUUCAAGCAUGUGCUCAACAUGGGUGGGGGAUACAUUGCCUGGGUCGGAAAUGGAUUUGCAGUUAAGAAGUCAGAUGAUGUGAAAAUAUGAUUUGUAUAAGUAUUUAGUGUCCCUUUAUUGCACCUACAAUAAGAAAUGGAUCCACUAUAUUGAAAUGUAGUAGUAGUAUAAUAUUUCAGUGAAAGAAAUGCUACUGUUCGAUAAGCUAAUGAAGCAUAUGAUUUAGUAA